CCCUGUUUUCCGAAAAGGACCAAGCAGCAUCCAAGAGCUCCGGCAAGAAGAGGAGGAGCCUUUCCCGCCGCCGCCGGAGCUCGCGCCGUGUGAGGGCCCCGCGGUCUACCCCGGUGUUGCUUGGCGCCUGUGGGGAGGGAGCUGCUGACUCCUCCCUUCUUCCCUCCCUCCCGGUUCUCGUGCCGCCGCUGCCGCUGCUCCCCCCACCCCUCCGGUAGUGCGGUCUGCUGGCGUGCUGAGUCGGUCGGUCGCAAUGGAAAACCCAGCAGUUUCCUUUUCCUCGCCCGCGUUGACGAGCGAGCGCCUCUCCCGUUGGAAAAGCCCUGGAAUAGGUUGGCGGUGCUUCUUCCCCGCUUUGGAGAGGUGGCUGAUCCUCCGUGCUAAUAAUCACCGUUUGCUGUCGGGUCUCCUUUGCUUGCCUUGUUUAAGACUUAAGAGGAUACAGGAUCCAAGCAGCAGGAUGGAAUUGAAUGGAGAAAGUAUGCUGACUAACAAGCCAGAAUCUGUAACUUCAAAAUUGUGAUUUGUGUGGACUACGCUGGGAGUUUGAGCUGCAAAAUCUUUCCAAGGGAUUCCAGAAGUGUAUAAACAGCCAUGGCACUCUUCACUCCAUGGAAAUUGUCUUCUCAGAAACUUGGCUUCUUUCUGGUGACUUUUGGCUUUAUUUGGGGAAUGAUGCUCUUGCAUUUUACUAUUCAACAGAAGACUCAGCAUGAAAGCAGUUCAGUGCUUCGUGAACAAAUACUGGAUCUCAGUAAAAGAUACAUAAAAGCAUUAGCAGAAGAAAAUAGAAAUGUAGUGGAUGGACCUUAUGUAGGGACAAUGACUGCAUAUGAUUUGAAGAAAACUCUUGCAGUCUUACUGGAUAAUAUACUGCAGCGCAUUGGGAAGCUUGAGUCUAAGGUUGAGAACCUUGUAAUCAAUGGCACAGGUACAAAUUCCACAAAUAGUACCACCACUGCAAUUCCUAGUUCGGGGACAGCUGAAAAGCUGAAUGUUGCAGAUCUCAUUAACGGAGCCCAGGAACAGUGUGAAUUGCCUCCUAUGGAUGGUUUUCCUCACUGUGAGGGCAAAAUAAAAUGGAUGAAAGAUAUGUGGAGAUCAGAUCCUUGUUAUGCAAGUUACGGUGUUGAUGGGUCUACAUGCUCAUUCUUUAUUUACCUCAGUGAGGUUGAAAAUUGGUGUCCUCGUUUACCCUGGAGAGCAAAAAAUCCCAAUGAAGAAAUGGACCAGAAGACAUUGUUGAAGGCUGAAAUCAGAACCAAUUUUGAUUUGCUAUAUAAAAUGAUGUCAAGACAUGAAGAAUUCCGAUGGAUGGUGCUGCGAAUAAAAAGGAUGGCUGAAACUUGGAUAGAAGCAAUAAAAUCACUUGCUGAAAAGCAAAACUUGGAAAAGAGAAAACGAAAAAAAGUCCUUGUUCAUCUGGGGCUCCUCACAAAAGAAUCUGGAUUCAAGAUUGCAGAAAAUGCCUUCAGUGGUGGCCCACUUGGCGAGCUAGUCCAGUGGAGUGAUUUAAUCAUAUCGCUCUAUUUACUGGGCCACGACAUUAAGAUUUCGGCUUCCCUGGCAGAACUCAAGGAGAUUAUGAAGAAGGUAGUUGGUAACAGAUCUGGCUGUCCUACACAGGGGGAUAAAGUGGUGGAGCUUAUUUAUAUCGACAUUGUGGGACUCACUCAGUUUAAGAAAACGCUUGGGCCAUCCUGGGUUCACUAUCAGUGUAUGUUACGGGUGCUAGAUUCCUUUGGGACUGAACCAGAGUUUAAUCAUGCUCACUACGCCCAGUCUAAAGGCCACAAAACUCCAUGGGGGAAGUGGAACCUUAAUCCACAGCAGUUUUAUACAAUGUUUCCUCACACUCCAGAUAACAGUUUCCUUGGAUUUGUUGUGGAACAGUAUCUGAAUUCCAGUGAUAUCAAACACUUCAAUGUCAUUAAAAGGCAGGAUCAGUCACUUGUUUAUGGGAAAGUUGAUAACUUCUGGAAGGAUAAAAAGUCUUACUUGGAUGUCAUUCAUGCCUAUACAGAAGUUCAUGGGACUGUCCAUGGCACAAGUGCUGUCCAUAUGCCCAGCUAUGUUAAAAACCAUGGGAUUCUCAGUGGCCGAGAUUUACAAUUCUUGUUGAGGGGAACAAAACUUUUCGUGGGUCUUGGCUUCCCAUAUGAGGGUCCCGCACCUUUGGAGGCUAUUGCAAACGGAUGUGCAUUUUUGAACCCAAAGUUUAACCCACCAAAAAGCAGCAAAAACACAGACUUCUUCAAAGGCAAGCCAACUCUUAGAGAGUUGACAUCUCAACAUCCCUAUGCUGAAGUUUACAUUGGGAAACCUCAUGUUUGGACAGUAAAUAUCAAUGAUCUUUCUGAAGUGGAACAGGCCGUGAAAGCAAUUUCCAGCCAAAAGAUUGAACCUUACUUGCCUUUUGAAUUCACGUGUGAAGGAAUGCUUCAGAGAAUGAAUGUGUUCAUUGAGAAACAGGAUUUUUGUCAUGGCCAAGUGAUGUGGCCUCCGUUAAGUGCUCUUCAAGUCAAAAUGGCUGAAACUGGAAAAUCGUGUAAACAGGUUUGUCAAGAAAACCAACUCAUAUGUGAACCAUCUUUUUUCCAGCACUUGAAUAAGGACAAAGAUCUCUUGAAAUACAACAUUCAGUGUCAUACUGCUGAGUCUGCAAAUGAUAUUCUGGUCCCAUCUUUUGAUGAAAAGAGAAAGCACUGUGUUUUCCAGGGUGAUCUUUUGUUGUUCAGCUGUGCAGGGUCUCAUCUAAACCAUAAAAGGAUCUGCCCUUGUAGAGACUAUCUUAAAGGACAAGUUGCACUAUGUAAAGACUGCCUAUAGCAGGAAUUUAAUGUGACUUUUCAAAGUGGCUUGGAGAGAGCCACACUGUGCACUUUGCUACUGCAGACAAAACAGUCGUCGAAGAGCAGAAAUCUAUCCUGAGAAAGGGCAGAUAAGUGAUUUAAAUGUUUAGGAAAGUAAACCUCAAUUUUUAUGUUUUCGUUUUUCAAAGUGAGCUACUUCCAGACACAAAAAUCUCUUUAUUCAAAGACAUGACAAAUCAACGUCCCGACAAGAGCUUGAGAUAAUGUUGGGGCUUCUUCCGCAGUGACUCCUCAAGAUGGACAGUUUGUCAGACAUCACUGAACAAAAUAUCAACCUGAAAGGAUUGGAUGGUGCAGAAACGUCUUCAGACUUGCCAUAGGUAGGCAAAAUGGUGGUGCUGUUCCCGUCGACAAGGCCAGGCAGCUGCUGAAUAACAACACCGUGGUCUCGGUCACUUCCUGGCCUAUCCCAGUCUCAGUGGACUUUCCCCAGCAUCGCUGUUUGAGACUGCCAUUUAAGGAAACCCUCCAAAAUAGGACUGGUAGCUGACAGACUGACCUUUAGGAUCCUUUAGGCUUGAUGAUGGAUUAUGAUUGUGGCGUUAAUCAGAGUUUGAAUAGCCACAUAAACACCCAAUCUGUUUUUUGUUUUGUUUUGUUUUGUUUAAAAAAACCAACAACACUUGCUUUCAACUCUGUAUUCUCUUUCUGACUUGUCCAAAGGUUUUGCUUAGGGGUGUUAGGAAUACUGUGUAAUCAUUGGAGAUAAAAUAGUUUCACUGGAGCAAUAUUUUAUUUCUUGAAUUUGCUGUAAGAUAGCAAAACAGUGUCUAAAAUAAUGAAAACAGGUGGAAGAGUGGUCUGCCCCAGUAUCUUGUAAGGAUUUAAAGAGUAAUUAUGGUCUACAAAUAAUGGUCAUGAAAAGGGGGCUUUAUUUUAUGCAGCCCUUGUUAAAAAAAAUGGAUAUGUAGAAAUAGGCCAUUUAUUUUUUAAAUUGCAAUUAAUCCAGAAUAUUGAAUAUUGAAUUUAAAACAUUGUUUGUAGUCAGGAUAUAAGCUGUUUCUUUUUUUAAAAAAUGCACAGUAUCUUUUUUAAUUGGUUUUUUUUUUAGCACAACUGACACAUGUUUAAAUGCACUGUUCACGGGUAGGAAAAAUAGCAUUGAAUUGAAAAUGAAUGUGUUGUCCAUUUUUGUUCAGCUAGGUUCGGGUGUGGAUAGGGAACAGAAGAGACACUCUUGGGCCAUUUGCAAAAUCAAAACUGUUAUUUCCCUUCUUUGUAAACAUUAAUUGCUAUUUCUACUGAUAGAACAAUAUGCCUGCUUUUAAUCUUUUAUAAUCUAUCAACUCUUUACUUGAUGCAUUAUUUCAUAUCUAAAGGUCAUUGCCUAUCUCUUCACUUGCAGAAGACAAGAAACAUUUUUGAAGAAAUUGCCAAGUUGAAGUUUUAAAGUUGAUUUUUUUUUUAAAAAAAAAAAAUCUGGUUAAAAUAAGUUGAAAUCUGUGUCAGCAUAGUAUUUACGGAAGCCAGUUAUUUAUGUUAAGGGACAUAUUGCCAGAUCUGAAUAAAUUUUGAAUAAGAAAAAUGAUAUUAAAAAAAUUGUUUACAUUGUAUAUUCAGAAACACUCACUUUGUAACAAGAAAUAUAUUACCUAAAUUGAAACAUGUUAUGAGUAGAAUUAAAAGUUACUAAGGAUUAAACCUCGAAAUUAGGAUUCAGUGAAUUGAAUGUCAGAUUGUAAACAUUUCUUUCUUGGUUCUGCAGAAUGUAACUCUUGGGAUCUAAGCAUGUGUAUUUUUUAAGUUAUCAAACCUAGAUAAUUUCUAAGGCCAAGAAUUAUAUAUAUGUAUAUCAUGAGUUCACCUGAACCCACAGACUUAGCACUUCUAAUUGCUGUAGCAGCUAAAAGAAUUUGAUAUUUGUGUUGUAAAUACAACUUUGUUAAUGUCUUCAAAUUAAUUUAUCCUGCAUAAUGGUGGACUGCUUUAAGUCCAGUAUUUCUUUUCCAGAAAAGCUAACAAUAAAGCACGAAUCUAAAAAAUCCAGGCAAAUUUUGUAGGAAAGAAUGGAAAUUAUCAGAAACCAGAUCUGCUUGGAAUCUUUCCUUCAACAUUACUGUGGAUUUUAUAUUCUCGUGCUAAAUUGUGAACUUGCACCUGUGUGUGUUUGUAUUCAUAAAUUGCUUCAGAGAGAGUAAUAAUAUAUUAACAUCCAAACAAACCCUAAAACCUAGAAUGAGUUGUUGGUUGGUCAAAUCAAUAAUUAUAGACCUUCAUUCAGAGGUAGAUUUGUUAAUUGAUAGUCUUGUAGUUCAGCAUAGAUAUAUACAUUUGUUGAGAAAGAAAGAAAAAUGGUUGCAAGGUAAAAAGUGAAGAGUUUUUGGAAAAGUAGAAUUGUUACAGUUCUUAUAUUUUUGCAGUACUUGUAUGAUGUCAUUGAGAGUAGGGUCAGAUCUUCAAUAGGUUCAUUAUUUCAUAGUUUAUUGAAGUUUUUUAUGACAGUAAAAUGGUGUUGAUCCUUGAAGGAAAAUUGUAUAUUGGGCCUUUCGGUUGGAAUUCCAUAUUUAUUUACACUGUCCCGAUUUGGUGGAGCAAAAAUUUUAAGGCAAAUAACAUUUUUGUCAGUUCAGGUUAGAUUGACCUGACACUUUUUCCAUGAAAAAUGUCUAUUAAAAUGUAGAUAUUAACAAGUCCAGUUCCAUUGAGCACUGUUAUAUAAGCUGAAUAUUAAAUGGUUUGUUCAAGAUGUCAUUAAAAAUUACACAGAUUUAUAGGUGUUAAAUUCCUUCUUUUUU
Pseudonaja textilis is the source of this 5608-nucleotide messenger RNA. It is a transcript of the gene MGAT5, whose product is annotated as alpha-1,6-mannosylglycoprotein 6-beta-N-acetylglucosaminyltransferase. The record is from RefSeq and is a predicted model, not a curated record. NCBI's taxonomy places the organism in Eukaryota, Metazoa, Chordata, Lepidosauria, Squamata, Elapidae. Gene Ontology annotation, molecular function: alpha-1,6-mannosylglycoprotein 6-beta-N-acetylglucosaminyltransferase activity. Gene Ontology annotation, biological process: protein N-linked glycosylation. Gene Ontology annotation, cellular component: Golgi apparatus.